CACCUAUUGUACCACAUUCACUAAUUAUGCUAACUAAUCACACUUCUCGUUCACGUUACCGCGGAUUAUAAAGCAUACACAUCGUCCUCUACUCAGUCCACACAUAUACCAUUCCUCACACAAUGACCCUAACAGAACUAGGCUCGCUGGUCGAGCUAAAACUUCAGGUGGUCCACGUUGCCUGUCUUCAAAAUGACAUUGAAGCACUUGGCCAAAUCUUGCUUGAGCAUAAGACGAUCGAGGCAAAGACAGCUCAAGGCGAAACGCCCCUACAUCUAUCAACGUUGAUGGGGCAUAUCGAGGCUGUUCAACUGCUUUUGGAAAAAGGUGCGGACACAGUGGUCCUUGACAGCUUCCGCAAGACCCCACCGGCAUAUUCCCACCGAAGCGUUUUCAAUGACGCCCGACGACAGAUAUAUGCAAAGCACGGCUUCCCCGAGAGUCGGCAUAUCAAUCUCAGUUACAACGUAAUUGCAACUCUCCACGCUAAUACAACGCCAUCAUACCCUCACAGCACAGGAGACGCGUCUGGGCCGCUAUAUUUUCAUAUUACCUCGAAGGGUGCAGAGGUUUUUCAGAGUCUUGGUCGCAUAACAACACGCUCGUUCAACCCCUGCAAGAAGACCGUGGGCUAUAUUCGAACGGCUAGGGAUCUGAGACCCCUUGCUUGGACAAUAUCGGGAUUUGGCGAUCUAGAUGCGGCAGAAACCUCAAAGCUAUUGCAAGGUAAAAAGUGGAAAGACGCUGUGCUGAACCACGUCGCUCCUGCCAUCUGUUACACCUUCAAGAGUCACGUGAUGGAUCGAUGCUUUGUGAGAGGGAUACUGCCGCCUGAGAUGUCUGGUCAAUUCUUUGCUUCGCAUGUAGAAUGCAAGCUUGCCGUUUGGUUCUGUUUCGCGUUGUUGGCAGCGAUGGGGUCUAUACCAAACCCGUCCUUUCCCUUUCUCGCCCAAAAACUGGAUCUUCUUGCAGAUGCUGAUAUUGGCACCAAGAGACAAGCAGUAAUCGAGAUAAAUCUGCCGCCUUGCGAGUCGUGCGUUCGCUUCCUUCAGGCCUUGUCCAGGGUUACCAGGAUACACUUCAACACAAAAUAUCGUCGAAGCCUAGUGAUGAUACCCGAGAGAGACGUCCAAAGGAGUUUUAAGCUUGCUCAUGAGGUCGACAUGGCGAAACACACAGAACCAGACCUGGCUCUUGAUGCAGACUGGCGUUGGGGCCAAGGUGACGAUCAUGAGAGGAUCGAACCAGAAAUCUUUACCAACGGUGAGGGAGAGGAAAAUAUUCUUGGAGGCAUGGAGGGAUUCGAUGUUCAAGUGAGCCGGGGACUAGUACGCGAAUCUACCAUGUGGGGUGCUGAUUCAAGAAAAGGAAAAGAGCUUGCUGCUGGAGCCGAUGACGACAGUGAUAAUGAGAGUCUGUCUACUCUAUCGGAAGAUUAUCGAGAUGAGGCGGCAGAUAAAAACUUUCAUGGCCGCUUGGCGUAUCUCUCUCACGAUGGAUCCCGUAUCAACAAAAAGCACGCUGAUCUUGAUGAUCCUUUCAUGGACCAAGAUAUUGACCUUGUGGUCUCAAACGUGCCAAUGACUCCUACAGUUAUCUCACGAACGCAGAUCCAAUUGAAGCCCGGAAUUCCAGCUACGCCUGUAGUCGAUAUCGUACCAAAUAAAUCAUGUGGAACUGUAGAAGACCCAGUACGGAUUCCACAGUCUCCGUUACGAGAGCGAUGGUCUGCACCUAGGCCAAGCUGGACAGGAUCGCCUUAUUCUUGUGUUACGACGGUCAUCUGUUUAAAUGGGUCAUCAUCAACAAUCUCCUGGAUCAAACCGGCUCUCUUUCGUUUUUAUUUGUUCUAUUCCAUCUAUCAGUUAUCGUUUCAAUUUCAUGGGUUCAGCAGUGGUCUAGCGCUUGGUAUCGCGCAAUGGUUCUAAGUUAGUUCUCGCCUGCAUGGCAUCCUUCAUGUUGCGUGCUUUGAACAGGCGUUGUUAGCUUAAAGGGAGAGGAAGAUCAACUAAAGCAGGAAAGGAAAACUUUGGUUGCGGGGUAUUAUGGAUGUACAAUUAUUAGUACACUAUAACAGCCUCUGUCAUAAUAUAGCCGCAUAAUAGCAUGCAAUUGAUUUUCUGUAGUCUCAUGAUGAAGAAACAACGGGAGGUGAAUUGGGUUGUGCCCCGCAUCUUUUUCAAGAAGGUCGAAGCUUGGAUAAAGAUUUGGCGCAUCCUGACGGAGACCGUCUAUUUG
Molecule: messenger RNA, 2238 nt
Organism: Truncatella angustata
Lineage: Eukaryota; Fungi; Ascomycota; Sordariomycetes; Amphisphaeriales; Sporocadaceae
Exons: 2
Coding region: 123-1928 (601 amino acids)
Molecular function (GO): protein binding
Source: RefSeq, a predicted model, not a curated record